AUGCCCUGGCGGCCUCUGCCUCGAAUCGCUUUCGCUGUCGCCAUCUACCCAUUUCAACCUUCCACUCCCGCCGACUUACCUCUGGAGCUGGGCGAUGAACUCUACAUAAUCGAGCGCGGAGGUGUAGAUGGAGAAUGGUGUCGUGGCUAUCUGGUGGCUCCGCCGUCCUUGCUGGCUGGUUUGUCCAGUACCAAGGGGCAGACACUCGAGGCUAGAGUCUUUUCUGGCAUUUUCCCGCGCAAUUGUGUUGAGAUUCGAGAAGUUCUUGACGAUAAUGAUAUGCCCAGUCCGCGACUCAAUGGGGAGCAUAAGAUUGGGGAGCCUCCACGGCAGCAGCAGCAACAAAAGCAACCGCAAGAACAGCAGCCGGUGAACGGAACCCGGGAGAAAGAGCAGAGAGAUAGUCUACUAAGCUCGAACGAUGACGACCAAGCGGUGACCGGCGAGGUAUCGAACGUGGUCAUCGCGAAGAAAGGAAAACCCUCACAAAUCUUUAUCACCAAGCUCGACGAUGACAGUCAAGGGAGUCCCCGUUCGGCGAGCAGCACCUGGAAGGGUUCCCCGCUACCGUAUACCCCCCUCCCCCGCGAUCCUGAUGCGCCCAAACCCGCUGCCCCUGUACCUAUGCUCAAAAUCGGCGAUGAGACGCCCACUUCCCUGUCUGAACCGCUGGUCGACGAAAUCGCUUCAUGUCUCCGCGAAUGGCAUUCAACAAAUCUGCAUGAAUUGCUCCUGGCACAGAAGUACAACUCUGUCGAGGAGCUAUCGAAUCUUGUUCGCGAGCUCGACUUCGCCCGACGGCAACUUCUUCACAAUGUGCUUACUGGGCAGGAGAAGGAGGCGUUGCGGAAUGAGAUGGUCUGGAAACUGGUGCGCGGAAACAAGAUGUUGAGCGGAGAGAUUGUAGUCAGAGAUCCUUUGCAGCGAGGCCGUCUCUUGACAGGCGAAGAUUCAGCCGUGCAUCUGGCAAAGCUACAAUCGGAGAUGUGCAUGCUGGAGAGCAGCCCAAUGCACCAUUCUGACACGGCUGCUCUGCAUCAUCUGCUGCUGGAGGUCAAUGCUGUCUCGGGCCAUUCACCAGGUCCCGUCACGCUGGUGGCACAGCUGUGCUCCAAGUCAUCGGAUGCUAGUGCGCUGAAGCCUCUCUCGGAGACGUAUUCUUUGGACAUUCCGUCCCCGGACAAAUUUGCUAGUAUGGGGCAGAGCAGCAAGCUCAAGACUCUUUUCACCGAACUCUGUGCCACGGACCUGGGCGAUGCGGCUGCUAAUGGUAACAAGUUGUACUUGGUUAUUUCCGCCCGCGCGCCAGAGACUCCAUCGACUUUCAGCGGAAUUUCACACCAGCCUCGUUCUUCCAUGUCCAAAGAUGAAUCGUCGCUAUCGGGGGCAGCUAGCAAACCACCUCAAGGGAUCAAUCACUCGGUGAAAGGCAGUCUGAAAACGCGACGCAGCAUCAUCUGGUCGUCUAAACCGAAAGGCAUUCCCGGUGUUGACCCGCCCAAGGAGAGCCCCAAACCCCCACCGCAAUCGGCAGGAAGUACCUCCAGCGCCAAGGACAGAACCACGACUCAGCCAGCGAAAGAUGCCACGGCAAUUCGCACGAUUGGUGUUGGGCUUCUGGAGGUCUCUCAGGUCCUGCGGCAAGAAAAGGAGGCUGAGCACGUGGUUGUCAACAUCUGGUCGCCGCUCCGGGAUGGUGAAGAAGAAGGAUUGUCUGAAGGGUUUGAUGAUUUGAUCCGCACACUGCUACCCAGUCCCAGUGGGAAGUACAUGCGGGCUCAGCGGGCGGCGCGAUUACAUCUCAAUCUGCACCCGUUCGUGAGCACCGAUGCGGAUGACUUGGUUCGCAGGAACCCUACUAUUAUGCACAAUGUUGUACAAACAAGACGGAUGGGAUUCUCCCAGGCCCCAACUACACCGCGGUCUGAUAUUUACGUGACCCUCACACAGGCUAUCUUCCCUUCUGAAGCGCUUCUGUCACACCCGCAUGCCGGCCAGGUGCCGGUUCCUACAAAUACAGGCCUUCGUAACCUGCAGUUGACCCUGGAGGUACGGACAGCGUCUGGAGCGCGAGUCGACCGAUGUGUUUACCCCUCGUCCUCGAGCAACACCGCGCACACAGCAUGGCGCACGACUGUGUCUGAACGUGGCACGCCUUGGAACCAGACAAUCCGACUCAAUAUUCCUUCCGAUCAAAUUCCUGGAUCACAUCUCGUGAUGAGCGUUGCCGAUGCACCCGAGUUUCCUUUUGCACUGGCGUGGAUGCCGCUGUGGGAAGAUCAAGCGUUCAUGCGGGACGGCCCGCAUUCUCUGGUCCUCCACGCUUAUGACAAGCACACGUCAAACGUUGAGAAUGGAAAAGGUGCCUACUUGUCUCUCCCAUGGAAUGCGCUUGGGAAGAAUGAGUCUACCAAGGACGAAGCGGUGACUGGGCCCAUGUCAUCUUUGCGCCUGGAGACUUACCUUUGCAGCACCGAGUACUCUCAAGACCAAGCUAUUCUGAGCCUGUUGCAUUGGAGAGAACGACCUGUGGACGACAUCCUGGAUACCCUCCGGAGAGUGCUCUUCGUGCCUGAAAUGGAGAUUGUCAAGCAACUCAGUGGUGUCUUCGAUUCACUCUUCGGCAUUUUGGUUGAAAACGCAGGGAACGAGGAAUAUGAAGAUCUUAUUUUCCACGACCUUGUGACGGUACUUGGUAUCGUCCAUGACCGUCGGUUCAAUUUGGGGCCGUUAGUCGACCACUAUGCCGACAACCAAUUCAAUUUCCCAUUCGUCACACCAUGCCUCAUCCGCAGCUACCUGCGUCUCCUUUGUGCCAACUCUGACCCCGAGCAGUCCCGAAAUCUACGUUCCACUUUUAAGGUCGGACGGCAUGUGCUUAAGUUCAUCAUCAACGCUCGGCAACAGCAGCAGGCCAAGGAAGAGGGUAUUGGGAUUACAAAGGUCGGAUCGACUUUCAGCCGCGACAUCCACACCAUAUUCCGAUCGCUCGAGUCGCUGAUGAAAAAUCCGUCUCCCGCUAUGGUUGGAAGCAAGACGCUUAUCGUCCAGCACUUUCACACAUGGCUCCCUGAGCUUUCCAAGGUGCUGCCCAAGGACGAGAUGUUCAUGCUCGCUCUUAGCUUCAUGGACUCGUGCAAGGACGUUACCGGCAUGUUGGUCCUCUACAAGCUGGUCCUGAUUCAGCACUACACCCAGUUCGAGAUCUUUGCUUCUGGGCAGGAACGAGAGAGUUUGAUUUCCUGCUGUAUCAGCUGGUUGGCUCCGUACUGGGGUGCAACUGGGCAUGUUUCUGAUCUAUAUCGGGAUCAAGUUCGCCUGUGUUGCGCGAUUGUCGCCCAGCUGUUGACAAAGCCGGAACCACAGUUGUACGAGUUCAUGCCCAAGAUCUUUGCAUCGUAUUGCUCCAUUAUCCCCGAUGGUGUGGAGGAGACUGAAUACUUGUCCCUGCUCUUCAGCAAGACCUUCCCGUUCCAGGUCAAAACGUGCAAGACGAAGCAAAAGUUCGACGAGGCUCUCGUGGAAUUGGCGGCCGUCAUGGCGGCUACGGCCAAGAUCCCGAACCCGAAGCCGCUGGCGCUCAAGGACCUGGAACUUUCUACGUUCCUCACUCAGGCGUUCGAGGCGCACAAUUCGAUUCUGGACUGUGAAGCAUACCCUGAAAGCUGGCUCAGUAUGCAUGUGUACAACCACCGCGCCACGGUGAAGAGUCUGGAGCAUUUGGGCUCGAUGAUGAUCGACAAAUUUCUGCCAGCGCCUGAUGAUGCUGAUACCUUCGACACUAAACUCUGGGAGUGCUACUUCAUGACUCUGCUCAAGGUUGUUUCUAGUGAUGCCUUGGCGCUGGAGACCUUCCCCGAACAGAAACGGCGUGCCGUGUGGAAGAUCGCUGGCGAUGUUCGAGAGCAAGGUGCAGAUCUUUUGCAUUCAAGUUGGGAAGCGAUCGGCUGGGAAACAACGGACGAGGAGAGAGAACGGUACGGCUUGAGGAAGCUUGGUGGCUACCAGGUUCAAUAUGUUCCCAACCUUAUCUACCCUAUUAUGGAGCUCUGCCUUAGCGUCCAUGAAGGUCUGCGCCAUGUUGCGGUCGAGCUCUUGCGAAGCAUGAUCCUGAGCGAAUGGGAUCUGAACCAGGACUUGUCUAUCAUCGAGACGGAGAUCAUCUCGAGUCUGGACAGUUUAUUCAAGACCAAGCACAUGAACGAAAGCAUCCUCCAGAAACUGUUCGUUAGCGAGUUGCUCGGCCACUUCGAGGGAUGCGAGACGUUUGAUGAAGAUCUUUCGAAUGCAGUCAAGAGUCUCAUCGCGACUGUUGAUGAACUACUGGACCUGUUUGUUGCUUCUCAGAGUGGUUCCGUGACGGAAAGCUUCAAUACGCUGAGAUUGAUGGAGUACAUGAAAGACAUGGGCCGAGAGGACAUCUUCAUCCGUUACGUUCAUGAAUUAGCCAAUGCCCAGGCGGGUGCAGGGUACUCCACUGAGGCCGGUUUGGCUCUCCAAUUCCACGCUGAUUUGUACGAUUGGGAUCCCAACAAAUACAUUCCUGAGAUCCUCAACCCUGCUUUCCCUGAGCAAAGCUCCUUCGAGCGAAAGGAAUCCCUGUACUUCUCGAUCAUCCAGCACUUCGAAGAUGCUAAGGCCUGGGCGCAUGCUCUUGUUUGCUACAAGGAGCUGGCCCAGCAAUACGAAUACAUCAUGAUGGACUUUGCCAAACUGUCGCGGGCGCAGGGCUCCAUGGCCAAGAUCUACGAGUACAUUGCCAAGGAGGAUAAACAGUUCAGUCGGUACUUCCGCGUCAUCUACAAGGGGCUCGGUUUUGCACCUACCUUACGAGACAAGGAAUACAUCUUCGAAUGCCUCCCAACCGAGCGGAUGGCUACGUUCAUCGAUCGGAUGCAACGGGAGCACCCGACAGCGCAGGUUAUGUCAUCGGGUGACAUUCGCGAUUACGAGGGCCAGUUCUUGCAGAUUACUCCUGUCAGCCCUCAACGUGAUAUGAACCACCCUGUCUAUCAGCGGACCAAGGUUCCUCAGUCUGUUAGGGAGCAUCUGGUGAUUUCUGAACCGUGCCGCUUCUCAUCUACCCUGAGAAGACAUGUCAACAGUGCGAAUGUCGAAGAGCAAUGGGUUGAGAAGGCCGUUUUCACUACCGCAGAGCCCUUCCCGAAUAUCUUGCGUAGGAGUGAGAUUGUCUCCGUUGAGGAGGUCGCGUUGUCCCCAUUGCAGACUGCACUGGAGCGGACAUGGCGCAAGACACAAGAGCUGUCGCUGUUGUCACGUAAGGCGGCGGCCGGUGAAGACCCCAGCUUGACGAACCUGACAGAGGCACUUCAGCAAUUGCUCGAAGUUAGCAGCUCGUCGCCUAGCUGUGUGGCGCUGUAUCGUCAAUUUCUGCCCGAAGCUUCUAAGAAGGAUGAAGAAGGGGGUGAUAGUGGGGACGAAUCUGCUGAAGAAGACGCGACUGCAGAGACUCCCAAGCCUGUCGAUCCCUUGGAAAGCGCUUUGGCCGUGGCGCUUAUCGACCAUGCCUGGGGUAUCAAACAAGCUCUGUCCUUGUACGGCCGACCAGCAUACCAGGCAACUCAGGCUGAGUUGAUGCGCCGCUUUGAAGAGUCUUUCUCGCCGGAAAUUGCAUCUCUAGCACCAACUACUGUUCCGGAACCAUCACCGUUGCCGUCUCAGCGCCAAUCUCCGAACCCCAUGGAUUCCCGUCAGCAGCAGCCAGCAGGGCGGGUUAGUCCCGAGCAGGAGUUGAUCCGGUCUUCGCGGGUUGGUCACAGCCGCAAGCACUCGACGAGACAAUCUGUCAGUCAUCGGAUUGGCAGCAUGAACCCGUUCAAGCGAUCCCACCAUGGAGCAACUGGCUCCGUUUCUACAGCAGUCGCUGAGACAAGGCAGGCGCUCGAAGGGAAGACAAAUGGGAUUUUGACUGAGCAUGCGGAAGAAAACGGCGAGCCUGAUAAUGAGACUGCUACGAUCAACAGCAGGACAACCAGUUAUUCCCGGGAGACCCAUUCCAAGCGCCGGAGCUUCUUUGGCGUUGACAAGCCUUACAAGCAUGGCUCGUCGCUAUCCAUCGCCGCGGCCAGCAUUACCACCGACGAUGCACACAAGCACAGGAAGCAACCUUCACAAAGCACCUCUCGGGAUACAGUGGCUAAGCCAUCGCAUGACAUUCACAUUCAGCCUGUAGCACAAAAUGGCGGUCCCAUGUCGCCUACCAGUCCACAUGCUGGUUGGAGCACGAUUCCCUCGGUGAGAGAGACGCCACGGCCGGCAACAGGACAACAGAGUGUCAACUCGAUCAAGAGUCCCAAGAGUCCUACUUCGCCUAACGGUGCAGUGCAUACCGGUGUCGGUGUCCGCGAUUCUGUGAUGAAGCGAUUCAGUCUGCUCAAAGGAGUUGGACGGAAGAACAGCCGUCUUGAUUUCAAGGCAGAUACUCAUGGUGGCUUGGUCCAUGAAGAGUGA
This is a messenger RNA of Aspergillus chevalieri, 6471 nucleotides long. Its product is annotated as guanine nucleotide exchange factor DCK1. Gene Ontology annotation, biological process: small GTPase-mediated signal transduction. NCBI's taxonomy places the organism in Eukaryota, Fungi, Ascomycota, Eurotiomycetes, Eurotiales, Aspergillaceae. The coding region runs from base 1 to 6471 and encodes 2156 amino acids. Gene Ontology annotation, cellular component: cytoplasm; plasma membrane. The record is from RefSeq and is a predicted model, not a curated record. The transcript has a single exon. Gene Ontology annotation, molecular function: small GTPase binding; guanyl-nucleotide exchange factor activity.